GUCCUCUUCACAGACUGCUAGACUUCCAGAUCAGUGGGCCUUGGAAUAUGUCCAAAUCACUGCAGAGCGAGAAUGGUGGGAUUACUGUGGCAACAGUGGAAUGGACACCACAACAGAGUGAUCUCCAUCGCUCCGUUCCAGUGUGUUUCACCGCAGACACAGAGACAAGGUGAUGACCGGUAACCCUUAUCUCUAUAUUAUCCACUUUACUUAACAGCUUCCAUCUCACCUUGUCGCUCUUCAUCUAUUUAUCUUUGUAGCCAGUCAGAGAUGAGAUGUGUUGUGCUGAUGGUAGCACAAUCAUUGCCACUGACAGGUGAGUUUUAACCUUUCUGUAUAGUGGCUGACAACUGAACACAUUUAAAUUUGGAAAUAUGUAGAACUGUGUACAUGUGUGUUGCAUAUUUCCAGGUGAAGGAGAGGUGUCUUGCAAGGAGAACAUUAUAAGCAUUGUUGUGAGCAAAGGAUCUAUACCAGGUAUAGAUCAUAGAUGGCUACAUAUGAUCGACCCUUCCUGCUCCCUCACCUCCAAUGACACCCAUGUCAUGGGCACAAUAUCAAUUAACACCUGUGGUACAGAGAUGGAGGAAGAAGGCGAUUUCAUUAUUUUCAGAAAUAGCAUCAGCUCAUUUGAUGCCCCCAGUGCAAUCAUUACUAGGAGGGGUCAGGUCAAGAUUGGGUUCUCAUGUCAGUACCCCAAGGUGGUCGAUGUAUAUAGCCAUUAUCUGAACAAAAAAUCGGACUACAUUUUCACUGAGGUCAACUUUGGCAGCUUUGGCUACGUCUUUGAAGUUUUCACGGACAGCAACUUCGCCACUGCAGUGGCCCCCGAAACAUACCCAGUGGAGUACCAGCUGCUAGACAUGAUCUAUAUGGGCAUCAAGGCUCAAUCCACACUUUCAAACACAAGGCUGUUUGUAGAAUCCUGCAGGGCCACUCCUACUGGUAACCCAAAGAGUAUUAAAUACUAUGACCUGAUCAGUCAUGGGUGUAAUGUAGAUGAAACCAUAAAGGUAUAUCCAGGCAGUCUAACCGAUUUUAAUUUUGAGAUCCAAGCCUUUAAGUUCACCGGAGAGCUCGAUGAGGUGUUUAUUAGCUGUGCAGUUAUCCUGUGUGAGGCAAGCAACCCAAACUCCAGAUGUAAUCAGGGCUGUGUGAACAGUACCUCUAGCAGGCGUAAGCGAGAAAGCGGGCUUGAGACAGCCAGCCACUUCCUCACUCAGGGUCCAUUUCGUGUGGCGAGAGAUGGUCAACGCCGUUCAGGUGAAAGGCUCAAUGAUGACUCUGAGACUGUGUCCAGUUCGAACAAGCAAACAAAUGUCGGUACUUUUGUUCUCGCUGGUCUUCUCAUCGUUUCCCUCGUGCUGCUGGUGGGACUCAUAUUCUACAGGCAUCAGAGAACCAGAACCCUCAGCCAGCAGAACCUCUUGUUUUAAGAUCUUUCUAUUCUUGGUUAUCAGUUCCAGACUAGCAUACAGCAAAGCAUAAAUUGAGCCACAGAGAAUAUGCUUAGAAGCUGUAAUACAUAUUCAGUAGUGUACAUCAUUUGUUGUAAUGUAAAAUGUAUUUAGACCGAGGUCAAGUACUGUACUGGCUUUAGAGACCUACACUUUUUUCAUGAUUCUAUGGCAGAUAAUGUACAACAAAAAAAGUUUUUGUCAAAUCAUAUAGGCCAGAAAAUCACACUAGUGUUUUAUACUCAGGUGUAUAAAAUGAUUUAAAUUCUAGCCUGAAUAUUUCUUGAUUUAUUUAAAACAAUAAUAAGACCUGCUAAUUGCAGGCAUACCUAAACUUUUAAGUGGUGCUGGUGAUGAUAUACUUUAUAGCCGUGAUGGUAUAGCUUUCCUUCUGUAACUCUGAGUGGACAAAUGAUUGUGGCAUUAUAUUAAUUUAACCUAUGUUUACAAUUUACAAACAUCUCCAUGAGUCUCUUCUGUACAUGGUUUAAAAAAACAAGCAAAUAAAUUG
This is a messenger RNA of Clupea harengus (Atlantic herring), 1968 nucleotides long. RefSeq names its product CUB and zona pellucida-like domain-containing protein 1. NCBI's taxonomy places the organism in Eukaryota, Metazoa, Chordata, Actinopteri, Clupeiformes, Clupeidae. The coding region runs from base 501 to 1436 and encodes 311 amino acids. The transcript is spliced from 5 exons. The record is from RefSeq and is a predicted model, not a curated record.